AUGUUCGAUGUGACUGUCGGAUGCGUCAACACAAAGAUGGCGGCGUCCAUGACACCGCGAAAGAUAUACAGCUCCACAAACAUAUGCAACCUGUGUGGCUUUUCUUUUACAGUAAAAGAGAUUGACGAGAAUAGUAAAGCAACUGUAAAGAAGUUAUCUAAGUUAAAAUUUCGUCUAAGCGAAGAGAAGCGUGCAGCAAUCUGUCAAGUGACAACAAUUCCGGACAAUACAGACGGUGUCUGCACAAAAUGUUUCUCAAAAGUUAAGAAAGUUAUUAAGUACCGUAAGGAGAUUACAGUUAUAAUAUCCCAGUUUGAAGAUCAUAUGAAGCGGAAUCUGUCCAAGACACCUGGGUCUAGGAAGAAAAGACUACUAAUAUCGCCGCAGGCAACUGUACCAGAGACCAAGUUGGUUCAUUUUUGUGAAGGGAUUGUACCGACCCAUGAGAUUCACUAUCUAUCUACAUGUCAACAAAGACCCUUGUUGCCAAGGCCUGAAGAAAAAGGAAAUAAACAACAGGAAAACAUUCAUCUUGGGAGCUCUUCGAUUCUUUUAAAUCGGCAAAGCAGAAAGCCAUUAAGGCAUAGUGCUACACAACAAACAGAACUGGUGGACCGAAUUGCUACUGCCUAUAAUAAAAGAUAAAUAAAAUCUUGUUAGGGCCUUUGACAUCAGAAUUACUACAUGUAAUGUCAACUCCCUCAACCUGUCUCACUGUCGUUCGUUUAUCAGUCUUAUAUGGUUGUGAAUUAUGAAAUGCCAUAACACAAGCAAUUCGAGCCUGAAUACAAUAUAGCAUGGCAUUUGCAAAGGUAACUUGAAUCUCUCGAAACAGACUCAAUCUGACAUCUGAUUUACUUAUUUAAUCAACAAAUCAUGACUGUUCAUCGAUGGACCAUGAUUUUUUUAAAAACAUUUAACUUCGUUUUCCAGUGUUCAAAUCCACACACAAUAUAGUCAUAUGCUGACAAAUCAAACGAAAUUCAAACAUAUCUGCUGUACAGGCAUUUGUCCCGUUUGAGUCACUUUUUAUACUUCCGAACCAACUUCAAAACCGGACAGAGCGCACAUCAGUCAAUUUAUGACAAAAUAAAAUGUUUAUAAUGAUCUUCAAAUAAUGGUUGUUUGGCUCCAUGUGUUCAAAAGUCAACACGAAACAAAACAAAAACAGGAAAUAAAUG
Molecule: messenger RNA, 1181 nt
Organism: Magallana angulata
Lineage: Eukaryota; Metazoa; Mollusca; Bivalvia; Ostreida; Ostreidae
Exons: 3
Coding region: 1-645 (214 amino acids)
Source: RefSeq, a predicted model, not a curated record